CGGGUGGACGGUUUCCUGUAGGUGUCCCUGAAUGUGCUUGUGGUCUUUGUGGGAGGAGCUUGUGCUGAGAUGAAGACAGAGGUGCUCAGACACCUCCUUCGCUGCACACUUUGUUUCACAGCAGGACCUGCACCAUGAGCCGUGACCCCCAGAGCUACCCCCUCCCUCAGGUGUUCCUCGUGGACGGGGGCCCGCAGCACGCCGCCCAGCAGCCCAGCCUGGUGCCCUGCUGGUCCUUCCCGCCGGCCCAGCAGAGCGCCAGGGGCCGGGGGAAGAGGCGGCGCUGCGUGGGGCCCGGGGCCGCCCUCGUGGCCCUCCUGCUGUUCCUGCUGGUGUUCGCCUCUCUGGGGAUGGAAGCCUACCAGAUCCACAACGUGCAGACCGAGCUGAGGCAGCUGAGGAAGAAUCAUCCCCUGGCUGGCUCCAAUACGCCGGAGAAGCAAAUCGGUCUCCAGCCUGAGGAGAAGAGAGAGGAGCGAGCUGCAGCCCACGUCAUAGGGCGCAUCGAGGAGACCUUCUCUCAGAAGACGCUGCGCUGGGAGCCUCAUAGGGCCCGGGCCUUCACCUCCGGCGCGGUGGCGUACCGGCUGGAGGACGGCGCCCUGCAGCCCAACCGGAGCGGGCUGUACCACGUGUACUCGCGGGUGGAGCUGCUCUUCGGGGACUGCUCGCCCUCCUCGUCCUUCGUGCACUCCGUGUUCGUGAGGAGAGCCGGACUCUCGUCCCCUCUGACCCUCAUGGAGGCCCACAGAACCGGGUUCUGCUCCCAGCCGGGGAGGCGGGCCCUGACCGCAGAGAGCUACCUGGCCUCCGCCCUCCGGCUGCAGCGGGCCGACAGGGUCUACGUCAACGUGUCGCUCCCCCAGCUUCUCAGCCACUCCCAUUACGCCAACUUCUUUGGUCUCUACGAGGUGUGAACAUCUCGUCAUUCUGCCCCCUGGUCUCCUUCUGCUGUAACGUGCAACAAGGCUCAGUGCUUCCAACUGCUCCCCCCCCCCCACACACACACACACGCGCACACACACACACACACACACACACACACACACACACGCGCACACACACCCCAAACACACACGCACACGCACACGCACACGCGCACGCACACGCGCACACACACACACGCGCACACACACCCCAAACACACACGCACACGCACACGCGCACACACACACACGCGCACACACACCCCAAACACACACACACACACACACGCACACGCACACACGCGGCGUCUUAUCAAGUGUAGAGAGUCAGUAAACACUAACAUGCUGGAUUUAUUUGUAGAAUUUAGAAGAAACGUAUUUAUUUGAUCUGAUGUCUGAAUGCCUGUAAAGUUUGGAAAUGAAUAAAGUCUUA
This is a messenger RNA of Pungitius pungitius (ninespine stickleback), 1359 nucleotides long. RefSeq names its product Fas ligand (TNF superfamily, member 6) (gene faslg). Gene Ontology annotation, molecular function: tumor necrosis factor receptor binding. Bases 135 to 917 code for a protein of 260 amino acids. Lineage: Eukaryota; Metazoa; Chordata; Actinopteri; Perciformes; Gasterosteidae. The transcript has 4 exons. Gene Ontology annotation, biological process: immune response; positive regulation of canonical NF-kappaB signal transduction; extrinsic apoptotic signaling pathway via death domain receptors. Gene Ontology annotation, cellular component: membrane. The record is from RefSeq and is a predicted model, not a curated record.